This is a messenger RNA of Hyaloscypha bicolor E, 3823 nucleotides long. RefSeq lists its product as uncharacterized. The coding region runs from base 158 to 3637 and encodes 1159 amino acids. The record is from RefSeq and is a predicted model, not a curated record. NCBI's taxonomy places the organism in Eukaryota, Fungi, Ascomycota, Leotiomycetes, Helotiales, Hyaloscyphaceae. Gene Ontology annotation, molecular function: protein binding; hydrolase activity, acting on ester bonds. The transcript has 6 exons.
GAAAACCUCACGACAUCUCUGAGCUUGUUGUUCCCUCUCGGUCUACGGAUUAUUCCCUCUAUCUUAUUUGUGUGAGGAUUUGUACGCAAGUUUUAGUUGCCCCUAUCUCUUGAUCUUCUUACACUCUUUCCGUUCCUGGUUUUCCACGAAAUUGGUCAUGAACGAUCCAUCGUCUUCAAGAGGGGCUACCAUGGGCUCCUUCAAGAGCCCAAGCGAUCAUUGUGCAUCGAAAUCCAAUCAACCGGAGAACGUAGACCACGAUAACAUCAAUGAAUCAAAAGAAUCCUUUGGAUUAUUUCGUUUGAACCCUGAUGAUAGUGUAUCGUCCACCAGGAAUUUCGAGGAGACAACAGAGUCAUUUGAUGCCGACAUAAUUGCAAUUCAUGGACUAGGUGGUACAGCAUUCAAGACUUGGACUCAUAGCAAUGGCAAGAAUUGGCUCAGUGAUUUUGUGCCGAGCGAGUUUCCAGGGGCAAGGGUUUACACUUUCGGUUACGACUCUGGUUUUGCGUUCUCUCGUGGUACUGGGACUUUGGACGACUUUGCGAGAAGCUUUCUAGAAGCUGUAAAGCUAGAGAGAAGGAGACCCGAUCAGCAACGUCGUCUUCUGGUGCUCGUAUGUCACAGCAUGGGUGGCAUAGUUGCAAAAUUGGCAAUUACUAUGGCAAAAUCGAAACCUGAAAACUACCCUGGGAUUGGAAAUGCCAUAGCAGGAAUACUAUUUCUCGGAACCCCACACCAUGGGUCAGGGUAUGCUAGAUAUGGCAACAUAAUGGCGAAAACAGCGAAUGUCCUCGUAGUCGGCUUGCAGGCAUCAAGACUUCUAGGAAAGAUGCGAUCCGAUCUUCUGGGAACCUUGGAAAAGCACUCUCCUGAAUUGGCGGCUGCGGCUGAGGAUUUCAAGAAACAUGCAGCCGAUAUCAAGAUUAUAUCGUUUGUCGAAGGCAAGAAGACAUUGGGACUAAAUGAGAGAGUUGUCGACGACCAAAGCGCUCAUCUAGGCUCUCCCUUAGAACGAAAGAUUCUUAUGCCAGGAUAUGACCACAAAGCGCUCUGUAGACAUGCUUCCACUGGUGAUCAGGGAUUGAAGCUUAUUUUCUCCGAAAUCAGGCAAUGUUUGCCUAAAAAUUCACUUGCCAAAGCUACUCAGGCCCCCUACUUUCCCUUCCAACGAAACUUCGAUUUUGUGGGGCAACAAAAUAUUUUGCAAGUUUUACUGGACGACUUCAGCAGACAUCCUAUGGAUCGGGAAGUGGCGCUCUACGGCCUUGGUGGGAUCGGGAAAUCUCAGAUUGCUGUGGAAUAUGCCUACAACCUGCUGGAAAGAAAUCCGGAAACUCUCAUCUUCUGGGUUUUCGGAGGCAGUAAGGAGAGAUUUGAACAGGAUUACUUAGGAAUUGCGAGACGAUUGCAACUGCCUGGUUUUCAUGGAUCAACUGUCGAUGUCUUAGCUCUUGUCAAGACAGCCCUGGAAAAGAGAUCAAACUGGGCUAUGAUAAUUGAUAAUGCGGACGACUCAACAACUCUAUGGGGAACAUCGAAGGCCAAUUAUUCAGAAACGUCUAUCCAAAAUGAUUCUACUGAUCGUGAAGGCCUUGCAAAAUAUAUUCCACGCGGCCUGAAUGGAUUCAUUCUUUAUACGACCAGAACAAAAGAUGAUGCACUAAGAUUGACUGGCGAGGGGCAAGUUAUUAAAGUAAGCGAAAUGGAUGAGGAGGAUCUCAAAUCCCUUCUCAAGAGUAAGUUUAAAAAUGAGGCGUUCAGCGACAAUGAUCUGACACGCCUGAUUACUACACUCGACCGUUUGCCACUUGCAAUUGUACAGGCGGCUAGUUUCAUACGACAUAAAUCGUGGUCGAUUACGCAAUACUUGACGAACUUUGAGGCCGAAGGAUCUGUGUCGUCUUCUGGGCCCCUCUUGCACGAUUUCCGGGACAAGACACGAGAUUAUAAAGGGAACAAUCCUGUUUUUAGGACAUGGAUAAUUACAAUGAAGCAGCUGGAAGAACAGGAGCCCAAGGCUGCCGACCUGCUUCGACUAAUGUCUUGUUAUAAUCGGCAAGACAUACCCCACGAUCUUCUUCUUGGACCAGAUUCCAAUUCGAUUGGUUAUCAGGAAGAAAAGGCCAAUAAGAACUACUAUCUGGCAAUGUCAAUUUCCACUCUCUUGUCCUAUUCGUUUUUAACUGUUUCAGAGGGGCCCAGAGGCCAAAGGUACACACUUCACCGCCUAGUGCAGAAGUUCAUUCAAUAUCGGCUUGAAGAUCUUGGCAUUGCUGACAAGUGGGCCACCAACGCCCUCGAUUUCCUCGUGAGCGUCUUUCCUUUGGAGGAAUACGAGUCCUGGGAACUCUCAGCUGAACUUCUGCCACAUGUUCAGGCUAUGGCGGAAUACAAAAUGAAUUCAAACCUACCGGCGGGUAAACUUGGAAUACUUUUGACAGCAGCAUCAGCGUACUUGAGGAGGAAAGGACAACUCCAAAGAGCCGACAAAUAUAUAACCCUUGCAUUGACGACCCUUCGCACAAACCUUGGCAAUGACGACCCUACAACCAUCGAUGCAUUAUGCGAACAAGGACACUGUUUUCAGGAUUUGAAGCAAUAUGAACGAGCGGAGAAGGUUUACUGUUCAGCUAUCGAUUCUUAUUCCAGAGUUUUCGGCUCACAGGACGUCAAAAUUUAUAAGGCAAAGAUUUUCCUGAGUGGUAUUUUACGGAUUCAAAAAAGGUACCCCGAAGCCGAAUCAGAAGCUAGAAUUGCUCUUAGAGAACUCAAAAACUUUGAUGGCGAAGAAGCUGAACGAGCGCGACUUCUGGGCGAAAAUUCUCUUUCGAAGGUCCUGGGAGAUACUCGACGUUACGACGAUGCUAUUCGAAUCCAACGUAACCUCGACAUAUCACUUACGAAUAAGUACGGCCCUGAACAUCCUAGGGUUUUUAACAACCUUCAUGAUCUUGCUGUCACACUAAUGAUGAUUGGUCAGCCGACUGGGCUGAAGGAGGCUAGGCAUAUAAGUCAACGGGUGAUGGACCUAUGUGAGAAGAUGUAUGGGCCAGAUCAUCAUCAAACGGCAAAUAUCGUCUAUAAUUAUGGCCUUGUAUUGAUGAAACAAGCUUAUUUCGAGGACGCUGAUGCAUACCUUAAACGCGCACUUCGUUUCUUCAACACCCAUGGUGGAGAAAUUUACCCACUCGAAGCGCUGAACUGUAUUAGCUAUCUGGGUGUGAGCCAGGAGAGCCAGGGACACUACAUCGAAGCACUGAAAUACUGUGAAAGCAGGUAUAAGAUCUCGCUGAGCAGCUUUGGUGUGACACAUGAGAGGACUCAAUUGGCUCAGAGGGAAAUAGCCAGGAUCCAAGGGCUCAUCCACCAUGAUCCAAAUUCAAGCAGUCGUCAGCACAGCACAGAUAUACCAACACACUACGUGUCUGGCGCCAACAUGGCGGCUAACGGGAAUUGCUAUGGUUCGAUGAGAAGUCAGUACCGCAUAGCAGAGGCACGCAAACAAGACGACCCCUAUGCCUUUGCUUUUCCGCCUUACCAAAGUAAGAAACAUGCUCGAUCGGAUACUAUAAUGUUUUCCAGCGGUGCUAGCGUGUCAAAUGAUGGAAGAGAAAGUAAAAAAAAACGAUUAUAGGCCUAUCUAUAUAUCUCGUUGUUGUUCCUUUAGUAGGACUUUUGAGGAAAAGAGAUCAAGUAUAAGGAGAUGCAACUGGUUUCUUUCAUUCCCUUAGCUUUUUAUUUAUCUUCGCAUUAAUACCACGGUGCUUUGAAGCUUUCAAGUAGAGUAACUUUAACGCGAGACGAGAUGCUUCUUAAGGUC